AAGGCUUUUCCCCCUCCACCAUUGCCCGUUUUCGAUCGCUGGCUGGUUGGCGCUGUGCGUGAACGAGAUCGGCGAAAAAAAGUGACCGCUCCGUGUUUGUGUAUUUUUUUCAUCGCGCCGUAGACUAGCCCCCGCCGAGUCCGCGUUAUUUCUCUGCUUCCCGGACCGCCUGCACGAGAUCGUCGAACGAGUUGGAUCCCCGUCCCCCGAGUGGAACCAGCGCCUCGGGAAAGAGGAACCGCACCGACGGCAGCAUUUUUUUUCCGGAGCAUCAUUGCGCGGAGUCAGGCCGUCCAUGGAAGGUACCGGUGAUGGGGGUGGAGGCAAGCGUGAGCCCAGUGACGAUGGGCGGGGAGACGGAGAAGUCCCGAACAAGCGGCCCCGCAGCAGCGGUGGCCGCGCCGUCGACGUUCGCUUCCUUCUUCAGAGCAGGAAUGCUGGUGCCAUCAUCGGCAAGGGCGGCGCCAACAUCAACAGCCUGAGAAAAGAGUUCAAAGCAAGUAUUUCGGUGCCAGACUGCCCCGGCCCAGAACGGAUCUUGUCCAUUGUGGCAGACUUGGACACCCUCGGAGAAAUUCUGGCCAGCAUCAUUCCCAAGCUGGAUGACGUGAGUACCCAGUUUGCUCAGCACACGGGCCAGAACGGCCGCUCGGAGAGCGAGAUGCGUCUGCUGAUGCACCAGAGCCACGCUGGCUGCGUCAUUGGGAGGGCCGGCUGCCGCAUCAAGGAGCUGAGAGAGUCUACGGGGGCCAACAUCAAGGUGCACGGCAGCUGCUGCCCCGGCUCCACGGAGCGCAUCGUGAAGGUGACUGGAUCGCCCUCGGUCGUGGUGGACUGCAUCAAGCAGAUCUGCGACAUCAUUGCGGAGGCCCCCGUGAAGGGUCUGAACAAGCCGUACGACCCCCACAAUUUCGACCCGGAGUUUGCGCAAGAGUAUGGCGGCUUUGCCGAGGGCCCCACGAGCACCACGGGAGUGACCGGGGUGACUCCCACGCCGGGACCGCGUGGGGGCGGCGGCGUGGGUGCAGUGCCCUUCUGGAGGGACGAGCCGGUGGAGCCCUUUGGCCGGGGUCCCAAGAGGGGCGGCCCCGCGGGCGGAGGGUCCCCCUGGGGCGCCCCCUCGGCGGCCCCCCAGGCCGCCCUCCCUCUCCAGAGGGGAGGGGCUUACGGGGAGGAGGCACGAGCCCCGUGGGGAGGAGGGGGCACUGCGCAGCCCAGGGACUUCCAGCGGCCGUUCAGGGGAACCGGAGCUCGAGGCGGCUACUCUGGCAGGGGCAGCUACAACGGGAGAUAAGCGGCGGUUCCGGUCCUCGAGAGGAGGAUUUGUUUGCAGCUGGCUGUUGUUGAUUCCAUGGUUGCAACGCUCAAAAUUUUUUUGCCUCUUUGGAUGUCGGUUUUCGUACCGAGAAGAUGUUUUGACGGAAAAAUUGUUUUUAUUGUCAUCAUGAAGAGAUAGAGAGUAAUCUUGUUUAGACAGCAUUGUUGAUGUGUUUUUUUUUACUUUUUUUUUUUUUUCCAUCUGAACCAGCUCAUCCGCCCACUCGUUGCUACGUGACACUGUCCCGGUUCAAAAGAACUUUUUUUUUUCUUUUUUCUUUUCAGUUUAAUUGUUUCUUAGUCCAAAGGUGCAACCUUUGAUGCUUUGUACAAAAACAUAAUAAAGCUUAUAUGAGUUGUCUACGAGAAAUUUA
Messenger RNA from Ixodes scapularis (black-legged tick), 1691 nucleotides. RefSeq names its product heterogeneous nuclear ribonucleoprotein K. Gene Ontology annotation, biological process: regulation of gene expression; regulation of RNA metabolic process. Gene Ontology annotation, molecular function: mRNA binding. The coding region runs from base 296 to 1294 and encodes 332 amino acids. Lineage: Eukaryota; Metazoa; Arthropoda; Arachnida; Ixodida; Ixodidae. The record is from RefSeq and is a predicted model, not a curated record. Gene Ontology annotation, cellular component: nucleus; cytoplasm. The transcript is spliced from 13 exons.